AUGGAAACAUGACGGUAAAGUACUCCAUGAUAGCCUACAGAUUUCAUCGAAUCGAAACAUAGGACAACUGACAAUAACCAAACCCUUAAUGCAUGACUUCGGUACAUAUCAGUGUUUUGCCACAAACAAAUAUGGAACAGCAGUCUCUGCAGCAUUUAAGAUAGAAAGAGCAUGGAGAUUAGGAGUAACACCCACAACAACUGGUCUAGUAAUUAAAUCUGAAUUCAGACAAAUACGAUGGAGAGGAACAUCUAUACAACCUAACUCCACACCUUUAAUUUCAAGUUUUAGCGACACAGUUGAAAUGACAUUAACAAGUGCUUACCAGUUUAGGAGUGUGUCUAUACCAUGUAGGGGUAAACCAAAGUGUAAACCUAAAAACGAGUGUAGGGUUGAAUGGAAGUUAGGGGAUGGAACCAGUAAUACUAUUUAUGAAACUAAACGAAUAGCUAUUGAUAAAGAUGCUAAACCGAUUUUUCAAGAAGAUGAAACACUAAAAUCCCAAGUUAUCUCGGAUGGUCAAAAUGCUGUGUUUAAGUGCAAAAUGGAAUCUCUUCCUUUUGAAAACCCACCUUCAGUGCCUAUUUGGAGACGAAAUGGAAAAGAAUUGUAUCAUGGGCAAUGUGAGUUUUCUUACCUUUUCUCCAUAUGA
This is a messenger RNA of Mytilus californianus (California mussel), 652 nucleotides long. RefSeq lists its product as uncharacterized. The transcript is spliced from 4 exons. The record is from RefSeq and is a predicted model, not a curated record. Lineage: Eukaryota; Metazoa; Mollusca; Bivalvia; Mytilida; Mytilidae. The coding region runs from base 89 to 652 and encodes 187 amino acids.